Molecule: messenger RNA, 960 nt
Organism: Lactuca saligna
Lineage: Eukaryota; Viridiplantae; Streptophyta; Magnoliopsida; Asterales; Asteraceae
Source: the annotation of a GenBank genome assembly
AUGGCGUCUAAUUUCUUUCUUCCCUUUUCAUGUAUCCUCUUUCUUGCUUCCAUUAUACUAGCUGUUCAUUGGCAUCUUCAGGACCCUCAUUUACGACCAAACGAGUCAUCGGGUAAGGGCGACACAGUGAAGAGCAUUCGUGACGUCAAACUCUAUCUUGCUCAUUUCGGAUACCUAAACUACCAAAAGAACCUUAAUCUCACAGAUAUUGAAGACGAUGAUUUGGAUGAGGAGCUUGAGGUAGCCAUCAAGUCGUACCAGGUCUAUUACCAUCUGAAUGUCACAGGGACGCUUGAUAAGCCAACGAUGUCCCAGAUGAUGAUGCCUCGAUGUGGGUGCCCUGAUAAAGUAAUUCACGAGCGCACCUAUAACUCUUUACACCCCCAUUACACAUUCUAUCCACGAACACCAAAAUGGCCCCAUGGUCAGCUAACUUAUGGUUUUGGACCAAGUUUCCCAACCCAAUUCAUGCCUGCUGUUGAUCGAGCUUUUGGAAAAUGGGCUACUGCUUCUUCUAGAUACUUCACGUUUUCAAGAGCAGGAAGUUAUCAAGGUGCUGACCUAAAGAUUAGUUUUGAACGUGGAGACCAUGGUGAUGGGUAUCCAUUUAACGGAUCUGGUGAAGUGUUGGCCCAUGCAUUUCCACCUACAGAUGGAAGACUCCAUUUUGAUGCGGAUGAAAAUUGGGUGAUUGGAGCAGUAGAAGAUGCUUUCGAUUUGGAGACCGUGGCUUUACAUGAAAUAGGGCACCUUCUAGGGCUUGGUCAUAGCCAGUUUCAAACAGCGAUAAUGUGGUCUAGUUUCAGCACUGGGGUCACGAAAGGUUUGACCUCGGAUGACAUUCAAGGGCUCCGUGCUUUAUAUGGUGUGAACUCCGACGACACUCAAGGCCUCGGUGCUCAAUAUGGCCUUAUUACUCGAUAUGGUCUUAUUACAAAGUUCUCAUGGGGAGACAAUUAG